UUCCGCGUCGGCGAUAGCUGGACUGAGAUCUCAUCACUCGGUUACUCUUCUGAUUUGAUGCUUUGGAUUCUGAAUAGUGAAGUCUGAAGCUUAAGUUUUUUUUUUUUUUUAAAAAAAAAAGCCAAGAGGGACGACGUCGUUGGCAUUUGGCCGGAAUGGCGAGUGAUCGUCGGUGGUCCUCGGCUUUUCUUCUCCUUCUGCUUUUGCAUUUGAACGUCGUCGUUUACGGCAAAACUCUGAAGCGAGAUGUUAAAGCUCUAAAUGAGAUUAAAGCUUCCCUUGGAUGGAGGGUGGUUUAUGCAUGGGUUGGAGAAGAUCCCUGUGGAGACGGUGAUUUGCCGCCUUGGUCUGGGGUUACAUGCUCGCGGUCCACAGUUGGGGAUUAUAAAGUAGUCACUGAACUGGAAGUUUAUGCAGUUUCCAUUGUCGGCCCUUUUCCUACUGCUGUGACUAAUUUGUUGGAUCUCACGAGACUGGAUCUCCAUAACAACAAGCUUACGGGACCAAUUCCUCCUCAAAUUGAGCGUUUGAAGCGCCUCAAAAUCCUCAAUUUGAGGUGGAAUAAGCUUCAAGAUGUCAUUCCUCCUGAAAUAGGUGAACUCAGGCAACUAACACAUCUCUACCUGAGUUUUAAUAAUUUCAAAGGUGAAAUCCCGAAGGAGCUUGCUAAUCUUCCUGAGCUUCGUUAUCUCCAACUGCAUGAAAAUCGUUUUACUGGACGGAUUCCCCCUGAAUUGGGCACUUUACAAAAUCUGCGACACUUGGAUGUUGGUAAUAAUCAUUUGGUUGGCACUAUAAGGGAACUCAUAAGGAUUGAAGGAUGCUUUCCAGCUCUUCGUAACCUUUACUUAAAUAAUAAUUACCUUACGGGAGGCAUUCCGGCACAGCUGGCAAAUUUGACAAACUUGGAAAUCUUAUAUCUAUCCUACAACAAAAUGUCUGGAAUCAUUCCAUCUAGCCUUGCUCAUAUUCCUAAAUUGACUUACUUGUAUUUGGAUCACAAUCAAUUUUCUGGGAGGAUCCCUGAUGCAUUCUAUAAGCAUCCCUUGGUGAAAGAAAUGUACAUUGAAGGUAACUCGUUCAGGCAAGGCGUUAAUCCAAUUGGGGUUCAUAAAGUGCUAGAACUGUAUGAUACGGAUUUCUCAGUUUAGCCUACUUAAAAGCCUCCUGAUUUGAUUUUAUUACAAGUAGCUUUUCAUUCUUCCCCGGAAAAGGCGAAUACAGGUUAUCAGAGCAGAUCAGGAAUGUGAUGUCUGUUCAUAGAGUGGAUAACUUCCAUAUAAUUUUUGUCUCCUUAGUUUCUUCUACAACAAACAACUUGACAUGGAAAUCAUUUUUAUGCUCUAUUACUGUAGGUUUUAUGCUGAGAAAAACUGUAUAAAUCGUAGGGGAAUAUAGUUUUAAAAUAUUUUCAGUACCAGUAA
Molecule: messenger RNA, 1424 nt
Organism: Coffea eugenioides
Lineage: Eukaryota; Viridiplantae; Streptophyta; Magnoliopsida; Gentianales; Rubiaceae
Product: probably inactive leucine-rich repeat receptor-like protein kinase IMK2
Exons: 11
Coding region: 156-1151 (331 amino acids)
Molecular function (GO): protein binding
Source: RefSeq, a predicted model, not a curated record